ACCGUUUUCCCUCUCUGGUUUUUCUCUCUCACACACUCACACAGUAGUAAAGCUUUCUGCAACAAGAAGUGUAAACCAGAAAUUCUGAUCUGAGAGAUGGCGAUCAAACUCGUCAUAAUCACCUUCCUUCUAUUCGCGCUGACCGUUGCCGGAGCAAGAACGAAGUCGCCGCCGUCAAGAAACGGAACUUUUUCACCACCUCCACCGCCGCCAAGAAACGGCUCUGUUUCGCCUCCUCCGCCGCCAAGAAACGCAACUGUUCCGCCUCCUCCGCCUGUAGCAGCUGGAGCUCCGACGAACUGUUCCGAUGAAUUGGUUGUCUUCUCGAACUGCCUUUCGUACAUUUCCUCUUCUCCAAACAACACGACUGCUGUACCCUCGCGCCACUGCUGCCACGACGUCGCUUCCGCAUAUCUCUCCGGCACCGCCGUCUGUUUCUGUUACCUCGUUCAGAAGCCCAACCUUCUUGGAUUUCCGGUCAAUUUCACCAAGAUCCUCUCUCUUUCCACUCGGUGCCCAGUUGUAGACCACGGAACCAAGGCUAAUUUCUCGAUCAAAGCACUCUGUUCUGGCAUACAUACUCUGCCUCCGUUGUCAAGCAUUACUAUUUCCGAUCGCCCAAAACCACGCAUUUCAGGCCCUGUACCACCUACACCCACAAUCCCGCAUAUCUCUGGUCCUGUUAAUCAUUCUCCGCCACCUCCUGGGAUGAACUUGACUCAAGAGUCUACUGCUGCUUCAGGCACUCAAGGACAUGCUGAUAACCAAUCUGAUGUAAGCAAUCAAUCACAACAAGCUGAUCACGAGGCACAUCCAGCACCGACUUUCCAGGUCUUCCCAGCAUGGAGAACAUUUAGUAUCAACAAAGCAGAUGCAAAUCCAGCCGGGUUUCCCCUUUCAUGGUGCCUUUUUGGUCAUGUUGUUGCUAGCAUUUUCACAGCAUUAUCUGUAGCUUAUUAGACCAGCACUUUGAAUCUUACCUCUACCAAAAUCUUACUGUACUAGAUACUGUACUAGGUAUGGUUUCAUAAGCUCUGCUGAG
This is a messenger RNA of Oldenlandia corymbosa var. corymbosa, 1042 nucleotides long. The record is from the annotation of a GenBank genome assembly. Lineage: Eukaryota; Viridiplantae; Streptophyta; Magnoliopsida; Gentianales; Rubiaceae.